AUGGACGAGACGAUGGGAUAUGGGCUUGAGGUUUCCGAGAAUGAGACUCGGAGGCGAGGGUUUGAGGGGGGAACGGGGUUCACGCAAGUGGAAGGAGCAAGCGACGAGGCAGAGGAGAAGCACAACAACGAAGCAGAGCGAAAGGAAGAAGCAGAACAAGUGGCAAUGCAAGAAGGGGCGCAAGGGGCAGGGCAAGGAGCAAAGCAGGGGGAAGGGCAAGGAGCAGAGCAAGGGGCAGAGCAAGGGGCAGAGCAAGGGGCAGAGCAAGGGGCAGAGCAAGGGGCAGAGCAAGGGGCAGAGCAAGGGGCAGAGCAAGGGGCAGAGCAAGGGGCAGAGCAAGGGGCAGGGCAAGGGGCAGGGCAAGGGGCAGGGCAAGGGGCAGGGCAAGGGGCAGAGCAAGGGGCAGAGCAAGGGGCAGGGCAAGGGGCAGGGCAAGGGGCAGGGAAAGGGGCAGAGCAAGGGGCAGAGCAAGGGGCAGAGCAAGGGGCAGAGCAAGGGGCAGGGCAAGGGGCAGAGCAAGGGGCAGAGCAAGGGGCAGAGCAAGGGGCAGAGCAAGGGGCAGAGCAAGGGGCAGGACAAGGGGCAGAGCAAGGGGCAGAGCAAGGGGCAGAGCAAGGGGCAGAGCAAGGGGCAGAGCAAGGGGCAGGGCAAGGGGCAGGGCAAGGGGCAGGGCAAGGGGCAGAGCAAGGGGCAGAGCAAGGGGCAGGGCAAGGGGCAGGGCAAGGGGCAGGGCAAGGGGCAGAGCAAGGGGCAGAGCAAGGGGCAGAGCAAGGGUCAGAGCAAGGGGCAGAGCAAGGGGCAGAGCAAGGGGCAGAGCAAGGGGCAGAGCAAGGGGCAGAGCAAGGGGCAGAGCAAGGGGCAGGGCAAGGGGCAGAGCAAGGGGCAGGGCAAGGGGCAGGGCAAGGGGCAGGGCAAGGGGCAGAGCAAGGGGCAGAGCAAGGGGCAGAGCAAGGGGCAGAGCAAGGGGCAGAGCUGGAAAGCGUUACCCCAGAAAUCAACCGGGUGGUGUCUCAGCUCUCUUCCCAGGACCCCACUGCGACACAGCUCUCCUUCUGUAACCUCUCCCUCGCCUUCUACCUCCACCUCACGCCACUCUACUACCCGCACUGCCUACCAGCCAUCACCAGUCUCGACCUCCGCCGUGUCAACCCUGUCUUGCCGCUCGCCAUGAGGCACCUCCUCCGCAUGCCCUCCCUCACAGCCCUUCACUUCCACAAAACUUCCCUCCAUGCCGAUGCCCUGCCACUCUUGCAGUGCCUGCCUCGGCUGCACCGGCUCGUUGUGGCCUGCUUCCACCCCUUUGACCUGCUUCCCAUCGUACCACCCAAGCGCCAGGGAAGCCGGUCCCAUCUGUGUGAUCCCGUGAGCGAGCUCCAGCCAUUUCAGAGCUUGAGAGAGCUGCAUGUGAGCCAGGUGUCUGACUCUCUUCUGCAGCAGGUGGGCGUGCUGACGAGACUUGAGGCCUUGUCCUGCACGUGCAGCAAAGGGGUGAGUUUUGGGCCAAGGCUAGACUUCUCCAUAUCGCGCCUGCCAGAAUUUGUGAAAACCUUCCAAAGGCCUUCCAAGAAAGAGGCUGCCUGUGUGAGUGAAGAGUUAAGCAACAGCAUCGACGGGAGCAUAUGGGAGGUGGUGGGUGGCCUAGCAGGCCUGCAGCACCUGGAGGUGCACGCAGCAGAGCCCAGCACGGCAGCACUGCGAUCCCUCUCCAACCUCACGCGCCUCACAUCCCUCCACAUCACAGACACGGCGCUUGAUGACUGUAACCUGCAGUACUUGACUGGCCUCACCCUGCUCAUGGACCUCAGCCUGGCUGCCUGCACGUUGGCAGCAGACCGGGCUGUGAGGUCGGUGAUCCAGGGCAUGCCGCAGCUGCAGGCGCUGGACCUGUCGGGAGCGGCAGUCGGCCAAGGCGCUGCUGUGCAUCUGCAAGGGCUAGAGCGGCUGCAACGGUUGAAGCUGCAGCAGUGCAGUUGCAUGAGGAAGCUGUUUGUGCAGUGUCUCAGCCGCAUUCCCUCGUUGCGGGAGUUGGACCUGGGCUGCAACAACAUGCAGCACGCUUGGCUGCUGCCGAUUCUGGAAGGCAAGAAGCUGACUCGUGGUGAAUGA
Molecule: messenger RNA, 2106 nt
Organism: Closterium sp. Yama58-4
Lineage: Eukaryota; Viridiplantae; Streptophyta; Zygnematophyceae; Desmidiales; Closteriaceae
Source: the annotation of a GenBank genome assembly